AACGUUCUCAUUAAAUUUCAUCCAACAAACAGAUCUAAUCAGCUUGAGAGAUUUUAGGAUUUAAAACGUAAAAGUAUUGAAAAUGUCAUAGGAAGGCAAUUAACAAACUAAGAAAUGGUCAUACCGCAGAUUUAACUUGAUAAACUGCCCUCAAACAUAAAACCAUCAUAGGCACAGGAUCCAAUUCCUUUCCAUCGUGCAGCUUUGUCGAAGCUGCGCUAGCUGUUGCCUUUUUCUGAUAUUUUUUUUAUUUGCGCAUAUUUUCCAGUUCUUUUACCUUGCUUUUUCUUUUAUAAGAAAACGUUCUUAAUGCUCAUACCUAAUCAGCAGCAGAAUUUCUGAUUCUGAAUAUUCUUUUGUUGUCAUUGAUUCAAAUUUUUUAUUAGAUCACUGUUUCUCUCGGGGACUGUAAGAGAAGUAUUAGCAGAGAGCCCCCACCGAAGCAACUCUGCAUUUGGGAAAUUUGAGAAUUCCUCAACCUGUUUCCUCGAGGAUUCCUGCAACCAAUCCAUUCAAUCAAACAUUGUGACUGUGAUGACUGACUCAGCUAUGGAGGGAGAAGGUAUGGCUAGGGGUGCCCAUAUUCUAGUCAUCCCUUACCCAGUACAAGGCCACAUCAGUCCAAUGCUCCAAUUCUCCAAGCGCCUAGCCUCCAAAGGCCUCCAAGUCACACUAGUUACAACCAUCGCCAUUAGCAAAUCAAUGCAAAUCCUACCCAGCAAGGUUAACAUUGAGCUCAUUUCGGAUGGCUAUGACAAAGGUGAGAAGGUAAGCCUCGAAGACCAUCUCGAAAGCUUUAAAAUCGUAGUUUCGCAAAACUUGGCUAACCUCAUAAAGAAGCAAAACACCUCCAAAAACCCAGUUAAGUUUCUUGUAUAUGAUUCCAUCAUGCCAUGGGCUUUAGACAUAGCUCAGGAGCUUGGGUUAGGGGGAGCACCAUUCUUCACACACUCGAGCGCGGUUGCAGCCAUAUACUACCAUGCAGGUCACGGAACACUGAAGCUUCCUUUGGAAGGGCCUGUAAUAUCCAUGCCUUCAAUGCCGAUGUUGGAGGUCACUGAUUUUCCAUCUUUUGUUUCGGAUGUGAGCUCGUACCCUAAUCUGUUGAAACUUUCCCUGAAUCGAUUCUCAAACUUUGAGAAAGCGAGGUGGCUAUUGUUCAACACUUUUGACCAGUUGGAAGAAGAGGUGGUGGAUUCACUGUCAAAAAUUAGCCCACUAUUGACAAUUGGACCUACGGUUCCAUCUUUUUACUUGGACAAUAGAGUCCAAAAUGACUCUGACUAUGAUCUCAGCCUCUUCAACUUAGAACCUGAUUCUUGUAUCCAUUGGCUGCACACGAAACCAAAGAACUCAGUUGUAUAUGUAGCAUUUGGUAGCUUGGCUGCUCUUGGAAAAGAAAAAAUGGAAGAACUAGCAUGGGGCUUGAAGAGAAGCAAUUUCUACUUUUUGUGGGUAGUUAGAAAAUCCGAGGAGGCAAAACUCCCUGAAAACUUCAUCGUAGAGACCAUUGAAAAGGGGCUCGUUGUGAAUUGGAGUCCGCAGUUGAAGGUACUUUCGAGCCCUGCUGUAGGAUGCUUCUUCACUCAUUGUGGGUGGAAUUCAACCAUGGAGGCCUUGAGCUUCGGCGUGCCGAUGGUGGCGAUGCCGCAAUGGACAGAUCAACCGACAAAUGCAAAGUUCAUUGCGGAUGUUUGGAAGGUAGGGGUUAGGGCUAAGGUUGAUAAGGAGAGUGGGAUUGUUGGGAGAGAGGAGGUGGAGAGGUGUAUAAGGGAGGUUAUGGAAGGGGAGAGUGGGGAGGAAAUGAAGAGGAAUGCUGAGAAAUGGAAGGAUUUGACUAAAGAAGCUGUUAGUGAAGGUGGGAGUUCUGAUAAGCACAUCAAUGAAUUUGUAUCCAAAAUAUUGGGUUCCUAGAUCGCUAGUUAGACAUUUGAAUGUUGAUGAAUUAAUCUGUAAUUUGAGUGUCAUUCCAAUUGGGCAUUUGGGCACCUGUGAACGUUUAAUAUGGAGAAACUAUCAUAAAUGCUUAUCUUAUUAUUGGUCUGCAGGUCGGUUAAUGAGUAAGACAUCCAGUUUUCUUAUUAA
Messenger RNA from Malania oleifera, 2085 nucleotides. Its product is annotated as UDP-glycosyltransferase 74F2-like. The transcript is spliced from 3 exons. Bases 535 to 1914 code for a protein of 459 amino acids. Lineage: Eukaryota; Viridiplantae; Streptophyta; Magnoliopsida; Santalales; Ximeniaceae. The record is from RefSeq and is a predicted model, not a curated record. Gene Ontology annotation, molecular function: UDP-glycosyltransferase activity.